Pogoniulus pusillus (Red-fronted tinkerbird) is the source of this 3233-nucleotide messenger RNA. It is a transcript of the gene AMH, whose product is annotated as anti-Mullerian hormone. Gene Ontology annotation, molecular function: growth factor activity. Bases 1036 to 3018 code for a protein of 660 amino acids. Lineage: Eukaryota; Metazoa; Chordata; Aves; Piciformes; Lybiidae. The transcript has 5 exons. Gene Ontology annotation, biological process: gonad development; Mullerian duct regression. The record is from RefSeq and is a predicted model, not a curated record.
AGGAGGCAAAAGAUUGGGAAUCUCCAGGCUGCUCCCCUCCUGCCUGAAAGCUCAGCUCCAUCAGCCUCAGCUCUACUGCCUUGGAAAAGCUGUGGCCAGCAGGAGCUGGGCAGGGAUUGUUCCCCCUGUACCUGGGCACACCUCCCAGACUGGGUUCAGUGUUGGGCCCUUCGCUCCAGGAAGGACAUUGAGGAGCUGGAGAAGGUCAGCAAAGCUGGGGAAGGGUCUGGAGGGCAGUUUGGGGAGGAGCAGCUGAGAUUGCUGGGGCUGUUCAGCCUGGAGAAGAGGAGGCUGAGGGCAGACCAAGCACUGCUUGGCAGAGGUUGCCCAGCCUGGGCUUGCCCUUAGCUGGUGCCUCUCAUUUCUCAGCUCAUCCUGAGCUUGCUGCAGCCUUGCAGCUGUGUCCCUUUGCUGGAGGGGGACCCAAACCAGGAGAAGCUCUCCUAGUUCUGAGCGUUGGCAUCUCCUGGAGGGGAAAGCCCUCACAAGCUUUGCGUUGGGAACCUUUCUCGGUCACCUCUGAAGCGCUCAAAGCCAUCCUGCUGCUGCCCCUGGUGAGAUUCUCCCUCCCAGCUCCAAGCACCCUGGAGCUCAGCAGAUGUGCCACAGAGGCCUCUCCAGCCUGCAGGUGCCAGCUGUGGGAGGAGGUUUGCCACUGGAGACAGCAGCCAGCGAGUCUCUGUCCGUUCUCUGUCCUGUCUGCCUCCUCCUGUCCUGGCUCAUCCUCCCUCCUGCUGCUCCAGGACGUGCCAGUCCCCACGAAGAUCCGGGUCUAGCCCUCCUGGAGCAAACAGCCGAAGUCAAGGACAGGCAUUCCCAAUACUGGAUGCAAACCCAAAAAUAGAACAGAAACUCUUUCUUUGCAACCUCCCUUCCCUUCCCUCCCUCCCCUGCAGCCCCGCAGCCCCGGGGAGCUGCUCCGGGGAGGUGUUGUGCAUUGUCAACUCAAGGCCACCGCCGGUUCAAAAGCAGCCUCCGACCUCCCCUUCCACCCCACUGCUCCCGAACCGCUUCCCCAGCGGCUGCGGGGAGAAGAUGAAGGCUGCUCUUGGGCUGCUCCUGCCGUGCUUGGUGCUGCUGCUCCCCUCGGCGGCGGUUCCGAGGCAGGGGAGCGCCGGGGUAAGGUCGGAGCUGAGCCUCGGAGCUGAGCAGAGCGAGAGGGAGAAGUUCACCCUGCGGGGAAGAGCAGGAGCCAGCCCCGCGCCGAGAUCCAGGCGGGCAGCUCCUGGGAGCCGCUUCCCGCAGCCUGAGCCGGGCCCGGGAUGCUCUCAGGGCAUGGCUGAGGAUGGAGCCUUGGGCUGGGCCAGCUCCAGCCUGCAGCCCUGGCCGCUGGGCGGGCUGGAGGGACCUGUGUGCAGGCUGAGAGUGGACCGGGACAGGCUGAGCUCCAGGCACCUGGACGUUGUGGGCGUCCUCACCCAGUACGAGAGUGGCUUCAUCAAGCUGCUGAGCAGAGGCACCAGCUGGCAUGGAAGCUCUCUGGAGACCUUUGGGCUGUGCCCAGCAGGGCAGGGAGCUGCUGCUCUCCAGCCCCUGAAGCACAUCCAUGCACACAUGGUGGAGCCAGGGCAGGACCGAGUCCUUGUGCUGCAUCUGGAGGAAGUGAAGUGGGAGGCCCAGGUGAAGCUGCACUUCAAGUUGGCUUUCCAGGCAGAGGUGGGACAGUCCCUGGGAGAGCUACGUGGGGCCCUGCUGCUCUUCUACCUGGGCAGCAGAGAGGGGCCAGGAGCCGGGCACCCAGAGGAGCUGCUGGCCACGGGCACGGGGCUGGCACGGGAGCAGGUCCUCUGCCUGUCCAGGGCCACCCAGUACCUGGUCCUGGCAGCUGCUGUGGCAUCCAUCACCCGCAGCAGGGAGCAGCUCAGCUUCCAGGCUUCCCUGGACAUCAGGCGUGGCAGAGAGGGAGGUGCCACCCUGACCCCCAUGGAGAGCCAGGAGCUCCUUUUUGGCUCUGAUGACAAAUGCUUCACCAGGAUGACUCCUGUGCUGCUGCUGCUGGCCAAGUCACAGCAAGAGGAGGUGGCUUUGGCCCCUUCUUCCUAUCUCUCUGCUGAUGGGGUGCUGGACAUGGCUCCCUACCCACAGCCCAGCCCACCCCAGGCUGGGAUGGAGGAGCUGCCAGCCCCCACUGCCACAAGCCAAGCCAACGCCUCCUCCCCGGCAGCCGACGGCAGCAGCCUGUUCCUGGGCAUCCUGACCCGCUUCAUCCAGCGGGUCCUGAGCACCUCCAGCGAGCCUCCCACCCAGCCCAGCUCCCACCACUGGCUGGACUUCCAGGUGAUGGAGACCCUCCCUCACCAGCUGCUCAACCUGUCGGAGGAGGCUGCCCUGGAGCGCCUGGUGCAGUCGGAGGAGCCCUCGGUGCUGCUCUUCGCCCAGGACAGCGGAGCGGUGCUGGAGCAGCACCUGGGCGACUGGCAGCCGGAGGGCACCGUGCUGCAGCUGCUGACGGGCAAGCUGCAGGAGGUCAUCCAGGAGCUGAGAGCCAUCCCUGCCUUCCAAGCCAACCUUGGGCUGCUCCAGCAGCUCCUCAGCUUCUGCUACUUCCCGUCGGGGCCAUCCUCCGUGGCCACCGGCCAGGCUCUGCCGCCGCCGUCGGGCUCGGCGAAGCUGCGCACCCUGCUGCUGCUGAAGGCGCUGCAGACGGUGCGGGCACGCUGGCAGGAGCGGGGCAGGGUCCUGCGGCAGAACCGCAGCGCUCGGCACCACCAGGCGCACUGCCGCCUGCAGGAGCUCACCAUCGACCUGCGCGACCGCAACUUCGUCGUCAUGCCCACGGUCUACGCCGCCAACAACUGCGAGGGGCCCUGCAAGCUGCCCCUCUCCACCCGUGUGCCAGGCUACCACACGCACACGGUGCUGCUGCUGGGCAUGCAGGAGCGGGGCUCGCCCCUGCGGCGCCCUCCCUGCUGCGUGCCCGUCCGCUACUCGGACCAGCUCAUCAUCAGCCUCUCGGCGCAGGGGCUGGAGGUCCGCAGGUUCCCCAACAUGGUAGCAGAGGAGUGCGGCUGUCGGUAGAGGGCUGCCAGGCUCCCCGGCCACCCUCCCGGCCCCUCCUCCUGCCCGGUUAUGCCCUCGCAGAGCUGGAGCUGCCCUCACAUCCAUCCACCCACCCCACUCCCAACGUGCCCUGCCCUGCCCCCACGGUUUGGUUCGUUCGUGGCGCUCUGGGUCUGGGGUCCGCUGGAGCUCUGCUGGGGUCUGGGGGAACUCUGCUGGGGUCUGGAGGAGCU